This is a messenger RNA of Lagopus leucura (white-tailed ptarmigan), 1111 nucleotides long. Its product is annotated as small conductance calcium-activated potassium channel protein 3-like. The record is from RefSeq and is a predicted model, not a curated record. Gene Ontology annotation, molecular function: small conductance calcium-activated potassium channel activity; calmodulin binding. Bases 26 to 1042 code for a protein of 338 amino acids. Gene Ontology annotation, cellular component: plasma membrane; neuronal cell body; neuron projection. Lineage: Eukaryota; Metazoa; Chordata; Aves; Galliformes; Phasianidae. The transcript has 2 exons. Gene Ontology annotation, biological process: potassium ion transmembrane transport.
CGGCGGGCGGUGAGGCGGCACCGCCAUGGACACGUCGGGGCACUUCCACGAUUCGGGCGUGGGGGAUCUGGAGGAAGACCCCCGGUGCCCGUGCCCGUCGUCGGGGGACGAGCGGCCGCCGCCGCCGCCGCCGCCCGCCGCGCUGCCGCCGCUCCAGCACAGCCUGUUGCACUCCUCGCCCGGGUCGCUGCGGGCCCCUCCUCCCGCCGCCCCCGCCGCCCUCCACCCUUCCUCCCGCCACGGCAGCCAGCUCAACCUCAGCGACCACUUGGGCGGCCACUCGCCGGGCUCGGCGGUGCCGUCGGGGGGCAAACACCGGCAGCCCAGCCCCCUGGUGCACCGGCGGGACAGCAACCCCUUCACCGAGAUCGCCAUGAGCUCCUGCAAGUACAGCGGGGGGGUGAUGAAGCCCCUCAGCCGGCUCAGUGCCUCCCGCAGGAACCUCAUCGAGGCCGAACCCGAAGCUCAGCCCUUGCAGCUCUUCGGUGCCGGCGGACCCCCCGAAAUCGUCGUUUCCAGGGAGGACAACCACGCGCCCCCCGCCCGGCCCCCCACCCGGCACGGCCCCCGCGCCGACCGCCCGCCCGCCCGCCCCGCACCCGCCGGCUUUGCCAAAGGGCCCAAACGCAAAGCUCAGAACAUCGGGUACCGUUUGGGCCACCGGCGAGCGCUGUUCGAGAAGAGGAAGCGGCUGAGCGACUACGCGCUCAUCUUCGGAAUGUUCGGCAUCGUCGUCAUGGUCAUCGAGACCGAGCUGUCCUGGGGGCUCUACUCCAAGGACUCCAUGUUCUCCCUGGCCCUGAAAUGCCUUAUCAGCCUCUCCACCGUCAUCCUGCUGGGGCUCAUCAUCGCCUACCACACGCGGGAGGUGCAGGUACGUCCGAGGACUCAUCCCCGAACGGUCCGUGCGCUCUGCAAGGCUUUGGAAGCAAGGAUGUCCGCUGCCAUCCCCAUCCCACCCCUCUCACGGGGACAAACGGCCGCAGGAGCGAUGGGUCCCCAUCCUUCUCACCCCCCUCACGCUCCCCUCAGCCGGGUGUGAGCCGCAGCUUUUCACCUCUCCCUGUUUGUAGGACGGGGAGGGUCCCGCAUUUCUGCUCUUUCACCGCAC